Molecule: messenger RNA, 2255 nt
Organism: Dendrobium catenatum
Lineage: Eukaryota; Viridiplantae; Streptophyta; Magnoliopsida; Asparagales; Orchidaceae
Product: probable receptor-like serine/threonine-protein kinase At4g34500
Exons: 7
Coding region: 650-2017 (455 amino acids)
Biological process (GO): protein phosphorylation
Molecular function (GO): ATP binding; protein kinase activity
Source: RefSeq, a predicted model, not a curated record
UACCUUUGGAUCUUUGCUAAGAUACGUGUUAAAAGCCAUGAUAACAAAUCUCAAUGCAGAUCCAAAGGCUAUAAAUCAAUAAACAUCAUUCUUUUUUCACAUCUCAAACCGUGGUGAGGCGGUGGGCCCCGACCUGCAUCCGUCAAAUCCAUGUUAAAUCCUUAAUAACCGAAAUGUCAAAAGUAACCCCACUUUGAUCAGCUACUAAGCGGUCCGAUAACCACCGUGAAACCAUAACUGCUCACCGCGACGAAAGCAUUGCGACAACGAGACAAUCCUCCGGUCUCUUUCCCACUGGGCCCUACUUUGGAUCACUCCGGCGGUCACGCAACGGCGAAGGGAAACCGACAACAAUCAGCCCGAGGUCAUCCUGGUCAAUUCGCCCUUUCAGAGCGGGUGUAAAAGAUUGUAACAGUAUUUUCGCAGAUUAAACUUAAUUAUAGUGUAGACCCAUUUGUCGUAGGCGCCUUCAACCUCUUCCUAAACAUGCUCGCCAGAAAAAUAACGUCGUCUUCCCGGCAAUGCUUCCCACUCUGCUGAGCUCAUCUCCACAACGCUUCAAAGGAAAAAGAAGUUUCUACCGCUCUUUCUCGCUUGAAGAGGUUAGGAUCCAUAGAGAAAUUGAUUGAUCGAUCUCAGUUUGGCCGGAAUGGGCGCCGGGGGACACAAAUCCGGCGGCAUUCUGACGGAGAAGACGUCGGUGCUCGGUCUACGCCUUUACGUUCUAAUCGCAAUAGCUGCCUUCGCUCUCGUCACCGGAGGCCUCACGGCGUUGUUCCUCUUCCUGCGAUCAAGCAACAGGCGACAUAGGCCGACACGGUUGAAGCACUCGUCGGGAUUGAUGCCGACCUUCACGAUGGAUAUCGGCGAGAUCGGAUUGGACGGAACUGGGCGCAUAGGAGGAAAGGGGUUUGAAAGGAAUGAGAAGAAGGGGGCAAAAGUGGUUGAGGGAGAGUGCUCCAAGUCAAAAGCAGGGGCUGAGAUGAUGGGGCAUAUUGGGUGGGGGCGUUGGUUCACGAUGGCGGAAUUGGAGACGGCGACGAGUGGAUUCGGCGAAUGGAAUGUGAUUGGCGAGGGUGGUUACGGCGUUGUCUACAGGGGCGUUCUCCCUGAUCUAUCUGUCGUCGCCGUUAAGAAUCUAUUGAAUAAGAAGGGUCAAGCAGAGAGGGAAUUCAAGGUGGAGGUAGAAGCCAUCGGAAGGGUGAGACAUAAGAAUCUCGUGGGUCUUCUGGGCUAUUGUGCCGAGGGCCCUAAAAGGAUGCUAGUAUACGAGUAUAUGGAUAAUGGAAAUCUGGAGCAGUGGUUGCAUGGAGAUGUUGGCCUUGUUAGUCUAUUGACAUGGGAAAUCAGAAUGAAGAUUGCGAUUGGCACAGCAAAAGGAUUAGCACAUUUACAUGAAGGGUUGGAGCCCAAAGUUGUACACAGAGAUAUCAAGUCCAGUAAUAUUCUUCUAGACAAGCAAUGGAACCCCAAAGUAUCAGACUUUGGACUUGCCAAGCUCCUCGGUCCUGGUUCAAACUUUGUGACCACUCGAGUAAUGGGAACUUUUGGGUAUGUAGCUCCUGAAUAUGCAUCAACUGGCUUGCUUAAUGAGAGCAGCGAUGUUUAUAGUUUUGGAGUUCUACUUAUGGAAAUAAUCUCUGGAAGAAACCCUGUUGACUAUAGAAGACCAUCUGGAGAGGUGAAUUUAGUAGAAUGGUUUAGAGGAAUGGUUGGAACUAAACAUGUUGAAGAUGUUCUAGAUCCAUUGAUUGAAAUUCAGCCAUCUCCAAGAAGUUUGAAAAGAACUUUGCUUGUCUGCCUCCGUUGUGUUGAUUUGGAUGCACAAAAACGACCAAAGAUGGGACAAAUAGCACACAUGCUUGAAGGGGAUGAGUUCCCAUUUCGCCUGGAACACAGAUCACCCAGAGAAGUGUCGCUGCUAACUUGCCUUCCAGCUUCUGUUGCUCCUGCUCGAGUCCCACUUCUCACUGACAAAGUCGGCAGCAACCCUCCGGAAAGAUCAAUUUGGAGAUGAACCAUAAAGAAGUAGAGAGAAUGCUGCCUGAUCUGUACAUUUCGAACGGUUAAUCUCUCACGAAAUUUUACAUCUUACACUGCUUUAGCAUAUAUAUAUAUUUAUGAAUGCCCGCCAUUCAUUCUUCUUCACAUGUUAUGCACCUGCUUGUGUUGAUUUUCUUCCUCGAUGUAAAUAAAAUUGAACCUGUCUUAUGCUUACAAAUUAACCUGGAACCAAAAUCAACAUUAGCUAGCAA